AUGGGGAUUUCUAGGAUAGAUAUCCACCGCUCUUUAGUCACCCCGGAUACGCCUCCUCCCGAACUAGAGAGUCACAACUAUAUAUCUGCUUUUCCCACCAAGGUUCACGCGGGUCAGACGUGGAACGGCAUCGUGCCCAUCUCUCCACCUAUGUCCAGCUAUGACAAGAGCUUCAAGCCUGACAUGUCAGCUGGGAAGAAUUUGGAAGGGUCCACCGCUCGACAGGAUGCCGUCCACGGCGCACCUCGGCAGCAGCUGCCGUCGCUGAGCAGUUUAUUUGGUCCUCCGGGUCAGAUGCGUCCUCUACACUCACCACAUUCAGAUCGGCCAAGUCCUCUGAGGUCACCCCUUGACCGGCCUGCCUCUGCCUCUGCCGCCUCGGAAAGGUCAUACUCGAACUCGUACUUCCCCAGUGUCUCGACGCCCUCAACUCAGCCGCGCGGUGUUUACGAAUCGAGAGUUGAACCCGACAGGAUCUCCCUUCCAUCGGUCGCACCACGCUUCCCCGGGCCCCUCUCUCCAAGGCUACCAGAUGGCGAGCGGGCACACGCUAUAUCGCGCAAUGAUUCGACCACGUCUAGCGCAAGAUGGUCCAGUCAGUCAAGCCUUUCGGAUGCGAGGAGGCCCGAGUAUGUCCUUGGAACACGGGAACCGGCCACGUCUUUCCGGCCUGUGAACGAUCGACUACCUUACAAUCUACCUCAUGGUCGGAAACGUAGUCAUGAAUCUCUGGUCGACUACCGAGAGCCGGCGCAAAGGCACCCACAGACCCCGGGUCAUGCACCAGGCUCCUUCCCGGUUACCGCUUCCGAGGCGGCACCGGUCAAAGACGGUCUGGGCCCAAAGAUCUGGACUGGGACGCAAUUUUUGCCACGAUUUGUGCGGCAGGCAGAGGUACCGGGAGAGGGUCUUUGCUACUUUUAUGACGACGGCUCGCACUGUAAGACCGUUAUUGAUGGGGAACAGGUGAAUGCACACUGGGGAGUCACCAAGGCCGGAAAGCCCAGGAAGCGACUUGCCAUUGCUUGCUUAACCUGUCGCGAGAAGAAGAUCAAGUGCGAUCCCGACUUUCCUCGCUGUGUACAAUGCGAAAAGUUUGGCAGAGUUUGCAAAUUCAAGAAUGCCCCCCGAGGCGGACACAAUACUUCUCCGGCGAGUUCGCCAGGCGUCCCGAUGAUAUCACAAACCGCAGAUGGCGAAUAUAGACACCCGAGGAGCCCAUCCAGUACCUCAGUAUCCCCAAGAACCACGACUCUCCCUCGACCUUCGACAGAGAACUCUGACGGAGCCGGCAAACGGGUGCGCGUCGACUAUGAGCAUUAUCAACCAGCUACGAAUGAGGCGGCGGCAUCGUACCAACCACACGAAAACAAGCGAGCACCAUUGUCAUGGCACCAACGAGAACUUCCACGCGUCCAUGAGGACCUUCUCUGCCGGACAUGGCCAACCGAUUCGUACGUAGCAACCCCCUUAAUGAUGGAACCAAAGUCGCCGUAA
Pestalotiopsis fici W106-1 is the source of this 1497-nucleotide messenger RNA. RefSeq lists its product as uncharacterized. Gene Ontology annotation, biological process: regulation of DNA-templated transcription. Gene Ontology annotation, cellular component: nucleus. NCBI's taxonomy places the organism in Eukaryota, Fungi, Ascomycota, Sordariomycetes, Amphisphaeriales, Sporocadaceae. The transcript has 3 exons. Gene Ontology annotation, molecular function: DNA-binding transcription factor activity, RNA polymerase II-specific; zinc ion binding. The record is from RefSeq and is a predicted model, not a curated record. Bases 1 to 1497 code for a protein of 498 amino acids.